AGGAACAAGUGAACAUCCAAGAGGUGAAGUGAAAGAAGGUCGGAGAGAGAUGGUGGGUACAGUGGGUCCGAGAGUUGAAAGCUUGGCGAGCAGUGGGAUAAAGUGUAUCCCCAAGGAGUACGUCAGGCCGCAAGAGGAGUUGGAGAACAUAGGAAACGUCUUCGAGGAGGAAAAGAAGGAAGGGCCUCAAGUUCCAACCAUUGACCUGGGAGAGAUAGAUUCGCCGUCGGAGGUUGUUCGAGGGAAGUGUCGGGAGAAGCUGAAGAAAGCGGCGGCGGAAUGGGGCGUGAUGAACCUGGUGAACCAUGGCAUCCCUGAGGAGCUCUUGAAUCGGCUGCGGAAAGCUGGGGAAACCUUCUUCUCUCUUCCAAUUGAGGAGAAGGAGAAGUACGCCAACGACCAAGCCACUGGGAAGAUUCAGGGGUAUGGAAGCAAGCUUGCCAACAAUGCCAGUGGCCAAUUGGAGUGGGAAGAUUACUUCUUCCACCUUGUUUAUCCUGAAGAGAAACGCGACCUCUCCAUCUGGCCAACCAAACCUUCUGAUUACACUGAGGCUACAAGCGAGUAUGCAAGGCAACUGAGGAGGCUUGCGACGAAGAUACUGGAGGCACUGUCUAUUGGAUUGGGGUUGGAAGGUGGAAGAUUAGAGAAGGAAGUGGGUGGAAUGGAAGAACUUUUGCUUCAGUUGAAGAUCAACUACUACCCAAUCUGUCCACAGCCGGAAUUGGCUCUGGGAGUUGAAGCUCACACAGAUGUAAGUUCACUGACCUUCCUCCUUCAUAACAUGGUGCCGGGUCUGCAACUUUUCUACAAGGGCAACUGGGUGACGGCGAAGUGUGUGCCUAAUUCCAUUUUCAUGCACAUCGGAGACACCAUUGAAAUCCUGAGUAACGGGAGGUACAAGAGUAUUCUCCACCGGGGAUUGGUGAACAAAGAAAAAGUUCGAAUAUCCUGGGCCGUGUUCUGUGAACCCCCGAAGGAGAAGAUCAUCUUGCAGCCACUGCCUGAACUCGUGACGGAGAAAGAACCGGCACGUUUUCCUCCCCGCACUUUUGCUCAACAUAUUCACCACAAACUUUUCAGGAAGGACGAGGAAGCUCUUCCGAAUUGAGUCUCUCCGUCUCCUGAUUCAUCAUCACUCUACUCUAUGCUUCUCUUCUGCACUUCUUAGUCCUUAUUGCUUGUACUAAUAAAACGACCACUCCUGUGGUCUCUCUCCUCGUGUUAAGUUUCUUUCAUUUCCUUUAUUAAAAUAUAUUAUUUUUCUUUAUUGAAAUUGUUCUUUU
Molecule: messenger RNA, 1286 nt
Organism: Vigna radiata var. radiata (mung bean)
Lineage: Eukaryota; Viridiplantae; Streptophyta; Magnoliopsida; Fabales; Fabaceae
Product: leucoanthocyanidin dioxygenase
Exons: 2
Coding region: 50-1111 (353 amino acids)
Source: RefSeq, a predicted model, not a curated record